Camellia sinensis is the source of this 1164-nucleotide messenger RNA. The record is from RefSeq and is a predicted model, not a curated record. Lineage: Eukaryota; Viridiplantae; Streptophyta; Magnoliopsida; Ericales; Theaceae.
AUGACGUUUGGAUAUGACGUUCAAAAAUUGAUUCUGCGUGUUAAUUCAAAUUACAUUUUGAAAAUCUGUUUGGCAGCUUGUAUCUCUUUUUCAAUGUUUCUACUUUCUUCAUCGUCUCUGCAACUUUCACGUGAAGCUCAUCUACAUCAGUCCUUCAGAUUCAUCACGGGUGGCUUCUCUGUAUCAAACAUCCGUGUCAAGGUGCGCCAAAAAUAUCAACGAUUGAAAGCUGAUUACCAGGCAUUUAAGCGACUGCAAGCACAGACUGGUCUGGGAUGGGAUCCUAUUAUAGGCACUGUUGUUGCACCCGAUGAAUUUUGGGAUAAGGCUAGCAGAUAUGUGAAGAAGUUUAGGACAAAAAAGUUUGAAUAUUUUCAAGAAAUGGCAGAAAUUGUUGAAAAUUGUUGUGCCACAGGGGCCCUGUCUCGUGCAUUCACACAAGGACCCCUUGACUCAGAAGAAGAAGAUGACAUGUUAAAUAAAUUUUGGAACGCUGAUGCUGGUGGGAGUAAUGCUGCUGAGGCCAUUCCUGUUGACUUAUUCGGGGAUGAGUAUAUGGAUCCAGCAAAGGGCAAAGGUCACAAGAGGGGCCCUGCAACCAGCCAGACUGACAGUGGUCGUUCCAAAAAGUCACGGUCAAGUGGGUUUGAUGAUGUGUGCGCAGUUUUCACAUCCUAUGUACAAGCCAAAAUAGGACAUUCACGUGCACAAGAAAAUAAGGCUGAGGCUGUAAGUGCAGGUGGUGAUGAUUAUUCCCUUGACGCAUGUCAAGAUGCAUUGCUUGAGCUUGGGGACAUACCACCGUUGCAGUACGUUAGGACACUGACACUGUUCAAGGAUAAGGAAUGGCGAAGACAAAGGCAUAUGUCAUCUGACAGAGAAAACAAUACAAUGGAGCUCUCAUCAGAGGAGGAUGAGGAUUGUGUCGGUGCUAUCGAUGGCACAUUGGUGGAUGCAUGGGUCCCUGCUUCAAGACAAAAUACAUUCCGCGGUCGAAAAGCAACGGUAUCGCAAAAUGUACUCGCAGCUUGCGACUUCGAUAUGUUGUUCACAUUUAUUAAUUCUGGAUGGGAAGGUAGCCCUCACGACAACGUUAUUCUGCUUGACUCUAUUACACGAGCUGAUCUACAAUUCUCACACCCACUCAAUGGUGACUGUCCUUGA